Molecule: messenger RNA, 3426 nt
Organism: Triplophysa dalaica
Lineage: Eukaryota; Metazoa; Chordata; Actinopteri; Cypriniformes; Nemacheilidae
Product: ral guanine nucleotide dissociation stimulator-like 1
Exons: 17
Coding region: 245-2356 (703 amino acids)
Biological process (GO): Ras protein signal transduction; positive regulation of GTPase activity
Cellular component (GO): plasma membrane
Molecular function (GO): guanyl-nucleotide exchange factor activity
Source: RefSeq, a predicted model, not a curated record
UAAAGCGAACCAUUUGUGGUUCUCGCUUAAAACAAAUGUAUUUGACCAUAAUAAUUUCAUUAUACAGCGCCGGUUUUAACUUCAUUGAAUAGUUUAAAUCUAACUUUCGAAGCUGCGGUGAGAUCCAUAGGAAACGUUUGAUGCAAUGAAUUAAAUCAUCAAGAUUUUGAUUUCCUGCGAUCUACAGUACAUUGGACUUUAACAGUCAUGGAAAGGAAUUUCUCAUAACAGCAUUUUUGUAGAAAUGGGAAAAUGGGAAUUGACAAUGGAGCCUGUUCAGGAGUGGGGUGAGGAGCACGAAGACGGGGCGGUUUUUGGGGUCACCCUGCGCAGAGAGCCUGUUCAACAGUCGGCCGAGCCCACGGAGGCUUUCGUUCAGUACAGGACAUGUAAAGUGCGCAGGUUGAAAGCCGCAAAUCUGGACUGUCUGGUAUCUCACCUCCUGGAUCCCUCCUGUCAGGAAGAAGACUACGGGAGGAUCCUUCUGUCCACAUAUCGCACCUUUACCAGCUCCCACAAACUCAUCGAGACGCUCUUUCAAAGGGACCAUCUUGCCUCUGUGCUUGACAGCAUCAAGUACACUAAGAGCUCAUUGUGGACUUUGCUUCAGAUGUGGUUGGAGGAGUUCAGUGAGGAUUUUAGAGAUCCUCCCAUGCAUUCAUCUCUGCGUCUCAUGAGCUUACAGCUGAGGAGAUACACCGCUCUCUUCCCAUUGGCUAAACGCUACGAAGCGCUCCUUAAGAAGUUCCAGGCGGAAGUCGUUGUGGCCAGCGGAUCAACCAAUCAUGUAAAACAUCUGGACCUGGAUCAGGGGAAGGACUUGGAUCAUUUAUCCAGUCAGACGGAUGUGGCAGAGCAGCUCACUCGCAUGGACGCUGAGCUGUUUAUGAAGGUGAUUCCAUUCCAAUGUCUAGGAUGUGUGUGGUCUCAACGAGACAAGAAAGAGAAUCUUUCUCCUACUAUAUGGGCCACCAUCGCCCAGUUCAAUGCCAUCACCAACCGGGUCAUCACCUCUUUGCUUUGCCCCUCGUCCAACCUACUCCCACCUCUCAGCCCCGCCUCCAGAACCACACAUAGAGCCAGAGUCAUUGAGAAAUGGGUCAGAGUUGCACAGGGCUGCAGGGAGCUAAAGAACUUCUCUUCACUCUGGGCCAUUUUGUCGGCCCUUCAAUCCAACCCCAUCUACAGGCUGAAGAAGACCUGGGCCGCUGUCAGAGGAGAGACCAUGUCUGUCUUUGAGAACCUGUGUGAAACAUUCCCAGAUGAGAACUGCGUCCUGAGCAGCAGGGAAAUCUUCGUGGAUGAUGGCAGCCAAUCUGACAUGGAUAACACUACCCCAGAAACAUCCAAAAGAUGUCGCCUUACAAGACAAAUGAGCACCUAUGGAGGGACGGUACCGUAUCUGGGGACAUACCUCACAGCACUGACCAUGCUGGACACUGCCCUGCCAGACAUUGUAGAGGGUGGCCUUAUUAAUUUCGAGAAGAGGCGAAGGGAGUAUGAGAUUUUAAGGCAGAUCCGACAAUUGCAAGCCUCGUGCUGUCAGUAUGUUUUAACCGAUCAUCCUGAGAUCACUGCAUGGAUACAGAACCAGAAGCUUCUCACGGAUCAGGAGAGCUAUGAACUUUCCAGACAGCUUGAGACUUCUCAUGACUCUUCUCCAUCAUCCAGCAGCGGCUGGAAUCACCGAGCUCUCACCAAGAAGCUCUCCUCGCUCUUGUCCGGGAAUGAUGGAUCUAAAAAGAAUGCAGAUCAGAUCAGCCUGUCUUCCUCUGGAUCCAGCAGCUCUGAGCUGGAGGAGAUGUCUACAUCUCAAACUCUGACGCUCAUGACACCGUCUCUUUCCGGCUGCGGUCAGAACAGGACUGAGGCCUUUCCCUCCUAUUCUGGGUCUAGUUCUUCCUCCAGCUCACAGCAAGAUCUCAGUCCAUCCUCAUCCUCCUUGGCAUCACCUGACCCUCACCUGGUCUCCGCCCACAAACGCUCUGCCUCUAUGGCAUCACUCGCUUUCUACAACAAGCAGGUGGAUGACUCCUGCAUCAUCAGGGUCAGCAUGGAGUUCUGCAACAAUGGAAACAUGUACAAGAGCAUCUUGUUGACCAGUCAGGAUAAGACAGCUCAGGUAAUCCAGAGAGCUUUACAGAAACAUAACCUGGAGGAUGUAAGUGAGCAAGAGUUCACUCUCGUACAACUUCUGGCCCAAGGCAGAGAAUUGCAUAUUCCAGAGAAGGCAAAUGUAUUUUAUGCCAUGUCAACAUCUGCCAACUAUGACUUUGUUCUGCGGAAAUCCCCAAAAGGACAGAGGAAACAUCUCACCCGCUCUGUCUCACUGUCCUCAGGACGAUCCACAAAAUAAUCAUGUCUUGAGGAGUGAUAAAAACACAAAAAUCUUUUCUUGCCAAGAUUUCUCUCGGACCCAAAUAGCAAUGUCUAAGAUGAAGAACAAAUCGUUUUUUCAGACUCUCUCUAUUUCUCUAUUUCUGAUUAUGAUAAUGUUAUCUCUCCAGGUAUAAAAUAAUCCACUAGUUUUGUAUUGAAUCACAAUAAGACACCUAGAGGCCUGGGAUGGGACGUUUCUUAAAGGCACAUGUGAUGAUAGACAAUAAUGAAAAGAAAUAUGAUCGGUUCACAAUGUUCCCUCUGAUUGUGUGUGUGUCUCUCUCUCUCUCCCCCCCUCUGUGUGUGUGAGAAUGUGUGUGUGUGUGUGUGUUUAUGAGAGGUAACUCCCACAGUGUAAAGUGACAUUUCAAAGUCACACUGUUGCACCAUUUCUUGUUUAUUUCCACAUGUGACAUCACUGCAAUGUCAAUCUGUGCUUUUAGAGACUAAAAUGUAAACUAUGUAAAAUGUCAUAAAGAGUACACUGUUAAAGAUAAAUAAUAUUAUUAUGUAGAUAUUUUAGUACUACAGAGUUUAUUCAUAUUUUCUUACAUUGUAAAUUGUUUAAUAGAGAAGCAAUGAGAAGUCGUUUUUAAUAACACUUGAAAGAUUUUGUUUUAUUUAUUUUCUUUUUUUUGCACUCCAUGUUUUCCAAGCCCUGCGACAUUUCACUGAUGAAACCUCUGUCCUAUUUUUUGUCAUAAUGUUAAAAUUUAAGACUCAAAUUUGACGGAUCACUUAACAUAAAGCCCUGAAAAAAAUGACUGAAUAAAUUCAAUCUGAUACCAACCUGAACGAUCUGAGAGUACAUAAAGAAGCUUAAAAAACGGAAAAUCCUUGAUUUUGUUUUUUAUCGAUUAUGCCUAUAUAUAUAGCUUUAUCAGCCAAAAUCCCCUUGUUUUAGAGACAGAUGGAAGAAAGGCUUAAAACCCAUUGUCUCUUUUUCCUAUUUGAUAUUGUGGUAGUAAAAAUACUGUAACCAAAGGAAAGUUUAUUAUAUUUUAUGUAUAAUGUAAUAAAUUAAUAUUAAAGAAAUUUGGGAACACU